AUGAAAAAGCUUACCAAGAUGAACGCUCAACGAAUGCGAUGCCUCCUGGGCGUCACGCUGCUGCUCCUUGUGCACUGCGCCGGCAGCACUCUCGCAAUGACGGAGCACCACCGCUGCAUUUACGACUACGUCAAUGUUCUCGUCAAAGAUAAAAAAGUGUUGUUUUCUGGAAGCCCUUCAUCGACACACAAUGCGAUAAUGGCUGAGACGUCAGGAGAGGUGGAAGCUGCCGAAGGUAUGGCUACAAAUAAUGGUGUUCCGGUUCCAAGCAUACCUUCGUUUCCACGUGUUGGUCGCAAACCCAUCCGCAUCAAGGUGUUCAUGGUAGAUCCGAUCAGGGGCUCUAACUGCACCAAAGAAGAUGAUAAGUAUUUGAAUGUAUUCGGGAAACACAAGAAGUGCACCGCGAAGGACAUCAUGACUCCAGAGAAGCAGAACAUUCUGGAACACACAAUUAUCCACGAGGCUGUGAAGCUGCAUGCCGACCGGCUUGCCGUAGAUCCUUUGAAGAGCCCCAUCGUUGUGCCGAGGUACAGUGAUACGACUGUUUGUGGCCGGUUCAACAUCCCUGAAGAGCACCACACGAAGGGUAUUGAAGGCAUCGACAUGGUGCUGUACGCCACUGCUGCGCCGGCCGUUGAUGGUGCCUUUGCGUGGGCGGCGACGUGCGCGGUGCACCCCAAUGGGCGGCCGCUGAUUGGCGUGAUCAACUACAGUCCGCGCCACAUUGCACGCACGUCGCAGGCCGUCCGCGUCGCCGCACACGAGAUUGCGCACACACUUGGCUUUAACGUGGAGACCAUGCAUAAACAAGCUAAGAUGGUUGGAAUAUCAAUCAAGGAAGCCCGAGGAAAAGAGGUCUUCGUUUUUGAUGCGGCGAAGACAAAAGUAUGGGCAAAGUAUCACUACCAAUGCAAGAGGUUUUAUGGCAUGGAGAUGGAGGACGAUACUGUGUGGACAAGCGAUGAGGUAUCCGCCGAAUGGCCGCAACACGGCGAGUUGGAUUUGAGGUCAGCUGUUCCUCUUGGAAUUCAAGCAGAGGAAGCUGCUGCCAGUCAAAUGUCUAAAAAGCGUAGACGAAAUUUGGCUGACUGGGAGUUGUACACAAUGCUGGGUGUGAGUUCCCACUGGAAGCGGCGCAAUGCUAAGGACGAGUUGAUGGCCGGUUUUGUGGGCGCUGGACGCUACACAGCUAUAACACUUUCAGCAUUCGAAGACAUGGAGUAUUACAGUGUUGACUAUUCGAAGGCGGAGCCGAUGCGGUGGGGCAGGGGCGCUGGAUGCGAUUUUCUGAACAAGACUUGUGUUACGAACGGCGUAUCAAACAACGUUGCCAUGUUCUGUGACAGCUCUUAUGAUGAUAAACUGCGAUGCACGUCUGACCGUCAAGCCUUGGGGACGUGUGUCAUUCAAACGUACGAAGAGAUUCCAGACGCGUACAAGUACUUCAAUGCCGAGGGUGGCAAGAUACUUGGUGGCAGGCGGGAGGACAUGAUGGAUUACUGCCCCAUUAUUGUGGCGGACAAAGGCUUCAGCUGCAUUGAUGGCAACCGGAGCAAGAUGCCGGGGAGUCUGGUCGGCGCGAACUCGCGGUGUGUUAGAGGAAAUGAUCUGACGGUGUUGGGCGAGGCGGUUGGCGACGUGUGCGUGCACGUGGCGUGCUUUGAGGGGUCGGUGUACGUGCAGUACGCUGGUGCCCCCACGUACUACUUGUGCCCGCAGGGGAAGUUCCUGAAGGUUCAUGGUGACUUCGCCAAGGGCGGCAGCAUUGCUUGCCCGCGGUACGAGGACGUGUGCACCGCCAUGCUGCCGGAGGCUGAGAGCAGCACGGCCAGUGGUGUUUCAAGCUUGUCGAAGCUCGGUGCGGACAUGUCAACUCUGCGGAUCAACACGGCUGUCGACCGGCACAUCAUCGAUCCCACAGCUGCAGAACCGGAGGGCGGCAAACCUCAGACUGCACCGGCCACCCAAGGCACCGAAGUCACAGUCGUGAGUUCAGCUGACACGAGCGACAGGGAGGUGACGUCUGCCACGACGAGCUCCGAGGCGCCCGUGGGUCAAACCGUCACUGAUGCCACCAAAGAAAGAAGUUCGACUGCUUCAGGAACUGAGGAUGGUCAGACCAGCACCUCUGCAGUAACAGGAGACACUGAAACACCAGUGGUUUCCAAACUCUCAGCCGGCACCACUCAUGCUACUAAUGGUGAUAGCCGCCAGAGGAUCGUGACAGCGCACGGCAGGAACCUUGAUCUGAAGCUGAAUGCUGAUGGCAGUGCUGCUGCCUCCGCUUUGAUGCCGCUUGUGUUGGCCGUCUUGGUCGCCUCUGCGAUCAUGGCGCAUUGA
Messenger RNA from Trypanosoma grayi, 2343 nucleotides. RefSeq names its product putative surface protease GP63. The coding region runs from base 1 to 2343 and encodes 780 amino acids. Gene Ontology annotation, biological process: cell adhesion; proteolysis. The record is from RefSeq and is a predicted model, not a curated record. Gene Ontology annotation, cellular component: cytoplasm; membrane. NCBI's taxonomy places the organism in Eukaryota, Euglenozoa, Kinetoplastea, Trypanosomatida, Trypanosomatidae. Gene Ontology annotation, molecular function: metalloendopeptidase activity. The transcript has a single exon.